Messenger RNA from Pteropus alecto (black flying fox), 2103 nucleotides. RefSeq names its product tumor protein p53 (gene TP53). The transcript is spliced from 11 exons. Gene Ontology annotation, biological process: apoptotic process; regulation of transcription by RNA polymerase II; protein tetramerization. The record is from RefSeq and is a predicted model, not a curated record. Gene Ontology annotation, cellular component: nucleus. Lineage: Eukaryota; Metazoa; Chordata; Mammalia; Chiroptera; Pteropodidae. Gene Ontology annotation, molecular function: protein binding; RNA polymerase II cis-regulatory region sequence-specific DNA binding; DNA-binding transcription factor activity, RNA polymerase II-specific. The coding region runs from base 178 to 1314 and encodes 378 amino acids.
CAUGUGCUCCGACUGGCGCUAAAAGUUUUGAGCUCAAAAGUCUAGAACCACCAUCCUGAGUGCAGGUGGCCGCUGGGCCCCGGGGUUCACCUGGAAUCCGGCCUCGGAGCGUGCUUCCCAGGACAAUAAUACGCUCCCCUGAGGUUCGGCAGCCACACUGCCUUCCAGGGAGCUGCAAUGGAUAUACCUCAGUCAGAACUCAAUAUGGAGCCCCCUCUGAGUCAGGAGACAUUUUCAGACUUGUGGAAACUACUUCCUCAAAACAACGUUCUGCCCCCCGACAUAUCCCUGCCAGAGAAUGAAUUUUUGCUGCCCUCAGUCCUUGUGAACUGGCUGGAUGAAGAUCAAAAUGAAUCCCCCAGGGUCCCAGCAGCUGCCACCCCAGCACCAGCCACCUCCUGGCCCUUGUCAUCCUUUGUCCCUUCCCAGAAGACUUACCCUGGCAGCUAUGAUUUUCGUUUAGGAUUCCUGAAUUCUGGGACAGCCAAGUCGGUAACCUGCACGUACUCUCCUACCCUCAACAAGCUGUUUUGCCAGCUAGCAAAGACCUGCCCUGUGCAGCUCUGGGUCAGCUCCCCACCCCCACUUGGUACCCGUGUCCGAGCCAUGGCCAUCUACAAGAAAUCUGAGUACAUGACAGAGGUGGUGAGGCGCUGCCCCCACCAUGAACGCUGUUCUGACUAUAGCGAUGGUCUGGCCCCUCCUCAGCAUCUUAUCCGGGUGGAAGGGAAUUUGCGUGCCGAGUAUUUGGAUGACAAACAUACUUUUCGACAUAGUGUGGUGGUACCCUACGAGCCGCCUGAGGUGGGUUCUGAUUGUACCACUAUCCACUACAACUUCAUGUGUAAUAGCUCCUGCAUGGGGGGUAUGAACCGACGGCCCAUCCUCACCAUCAUCACACUGGAAGACUCCAGUGGUAAUCUGCUGGGACGGAACAGCUUUGAGGUACGUGUUUGUGCCUGUCCUGGGAGAGACCGGCGCACAGAGGAAGAGAAUUUCCACAAGAAGGGGGAACCUUGUCCCAAGAAGCCCCCUGGGAGCACUAAGCGAGCACUGCCCACCGAUACCACCAGCUCCUCUCCCUCACCAAAGAUGCCAUUGGAUGAAGAAUAUUUUACUCUUCAGAUCCGUGGACGUAAAAACUUCGAGAUAUUACGAGAACUGAAUGAGGCCUUAGAGCUGAAGGAUGCUCAGGCUGGAAAGGAGCCCAGGGGAAGCAGGGCUCACUCCAGCCACCUGAAGUCUAAGAAGGGGCAGUCUACCUCCUGCCAUAAAAAACUCACGUUGAAGAGAGAGGGGCCUGACUCAAAUUGACGUCCUCUGCUUCCUAUUCUCCAUUAACACCCCACCCUCAUCCACCUUCCCUGGCAUUUUUGAGAGCUUAGUUGCUUAAACUUCUGUCUGCUUGGUACAGAUGUGCCUCAGAAACACUCUAGAAUUCCGUUUGCCUUGGCUCUGUUAAAGAAGUUGGCCUGCACUGGUGGUUUUUGAGGGAGGUAGGGGAAGCUGGGAUGUUUCAAGCUUAUUUAGCUUUUAGGGUUUUUACUCUGAAGAUGGUAAAAGUAUGUAAGGAUUAGGUUUUAAAUCAGCCAUACAUUGGGUUACAGGCUAGUCAGGGAAGCUAUUACAAGUUGUUGAAUUUCUCCUAACUUCAUAGUCCAUAUCGAUAAAAUGCUAAUUAUACCUACCUCACGGGGUUUAUUGUGAGGUUAAUGAAAUAAUGUAUGUCUGGAACUAGGCACCCUCAGGGAUGCUUGUUCCCUGUCCCUGUUGGUGUGGAUGGGUUGAUGCUUUCUGUAACUGGGCAACUGGCUAAGAGGAGGGAAUUUCCAAAUCCUUUCUCUGCUAGCCUGGCUAAAUCCUAACUUCUUGGUGAACCCUAGCCCAUAAGAAUUUCACCUCAUCCCACACCCUGCAGGAUUCCAUCCCUGAUGUAGGAUCUGUAUCUACCAAGAUCUCUUACUUCCCCCAGAUGCUCAGGGUCAAUUUCUUUUGCACUCUGCAAAGCACAUCUGUAUUUUUCACCCGCACCCUUUCCCUCCCCUUUUUAUACCACAUUUUUGUAUUUUCUUAUUUUACAAUAAAGUUUUGCUACAACCUGUG